Molecule: messenger RNA, 3923 nt
Organism: Bufo gargarizans (Asiatic toad)
Lineage: Eukaryota; Metazoa; Chordata; Amphibia; Anura; Bufonidae
Gene: SEMA4D
Product: semaphorin 4D
Exons: 16
Coding region: 384-2960 (858 amino acids)
Biological process (GO): negative regulation of axon extension involved in axon guidance; positive regulation of GTPase activity; ossification involved in bone maturation
Molecular function (GO): chemorepellent activity; semaphorin receptor binding
Source: RefSeq, a predicted model, not a curated record
CCCGGCUCCAGUUACCUCCCCUCCCCCCGUGUGACAGCCCCCUCCUCCUCCUCCGUGCUGCUGCUGUUGUUUGCUGCUGCUGAUGCGCCCCGUGCUCUGCCAUACUGCAGCCCGAGAACUUCCCGGCCGCGGAGGAGCAGUGCAGGUCAAGAUUACUGAGCUCAGAGCUGGACACCCUUACCCACAUCGCACCGAGCAUGUGCAAGGCGAGAAGCAGAUGAUGCAUAAAGGAAGAAGAUCUGUGAUCGCAGUCACAUUGUGGCACUCUCCAGACAGCGCUUUUCACUUUGAGAUAAUGGAUUUGUGAUUGGGCUGUUGCUUCUUCUCCAUUACAACCGUUGGGCCGUAACCAGCAUUUUCUGCGUGUGAACAUUUCCUUGGAGAUGGCAGUGUACCUUUUAUGUGCGCUUAUGUGUUUUGUACUAAGGACUUCUGAGGCGUUUGUGCCGGAGCCGAGACUCACAUGGCAAGGAACAGAAAUUAGCCUAACUCGUUUUCACGUGCCAGAAGUAUAUAACUAUUCCACAUUGUUGCUAAGUGAUGAUGGGGGUAUUCUGUACAUUGGGGCCCGGGAAGUGAUAUUUGCCGUAAAUUCACAGAAUAUAUCAGAUAAGAAGCAUGAGGCUUACUGGAAGGUUACUGAAGGUAAAAAUGAGGAGUGUUCUCGAAAAGGAAAAUCCAAACAGACGGAGUGUCUGAACUACAUUCGUGUGUUGCAGCCUUUUAAUGAAAGUGCUUUGUUCGUGUGUGGAACCAACGCUUUUCAGCCCGUCUGCGACAUCCUGGAGUUGAAGAAUUUUAAGCUUCUGGGUAGAAAUGAAGAUGGUAGAGGAAGAUGUCCAUUUGACCCUGCACAAAGUUACACUUCGGUAAUGGUUGAUGGAGACUUGUACUCUGGAACUUCCUUUACCUUCCUUGGCAGUGAGCCAAUCAUAUGUAGACACUCCCAACAGCUAAGCAACUUGAGGACAGAAUAUGCAGUACCUUGGCUUAACGAACCCAGAUUUGUGCAUGCGGAUGUGAUCAGGGCACCCGAGCACAACCCGGAGGGGGACGAUGACAAGAUUUAUUUCUUCUUCACCGAAGUGUCUGUAGAGUAUGAAUUUUUCAACAAGCUUCUGAUACCAAGAAUAGCCAGAGUUUGCAAGAGCGAUCAGGGAGGUCUGCGGACUUUACAGAAGAAGUGGACCACGUUUCUCAAAGCCAGGCUGAUUUGUCACUCGCCAGAAAACAACUUGAUUUUCAAUGUUGUCAACGAUGUGUUUAUCCUGAAAUCGCCAACAUUAAAAGAACCCGUUAUCUAUGGAGUUUUUACUUCUCAUCUAAACAAUGUUGGCAUGUCGGCAGUAUGUUCGUACAGUUUAUCUAGUGUGGAAGACGUCUUCACAAAGGGAAAGUACAUGCAGAGCGCCACAUUGGAACAAGCGCACACUAAAUGGGUGCAGUUUAAUGGGGAAAUACCGAAACCACGACCUGGAGCAUGUAUAAACAAUGAAGCUAGAGCCAUGAACUACACUAGCUCACUAAACCUACCAGACAAGACAUUGCAGUUUGUGAAAGACCACCCUCUAAUGGACGACUCUGUGGCUCCCAUUGGAAAGAAACCCAAGCUUGUGCAUCAAAAUGUGACCUAUACUCAGAUAGUUGUAGACCAAGUGAAAGCGUUGGAUGGGAACACUUAUGAUGUCAUGUUUAUCAGUACAGAUAAAGGUCUGUUGCACAAAGCAAUCAGCCAUGACACCGAGAUGCGUAUUAUUGAAGAAAUAGUCCUAUUUCCUGAUCAUCAGCCAGUCCAGACGUUACUGCUUUCAGACAAGCAGAGCAAAAGAUACAUCUACGCCGGAUCGAACACCGAGGUGGUGCAGUCUCCUGUUGCUUUCUGUGAGAAGCUCACUUCUUGUGCAGAGUGCAUACUGACAAGGGAUCCUUAUUGUGCGUGGCACCCGGUUAAGAAUUCUUGUGUUGAUAUCCUUGAGGAGAGUAACACUGACAGGCCCUUGAUUCAGGCAUUAAAUGGAGACGCAUCUCAAUGCCCAGAUUCUGCUGAUAAAGGAAUCCGAGAAAGUAUGAGGUACACGGUGAAGUCAGGAAGCACGGUAGAGCUGAAAUGCUCUUACAAGUCUAAAUUGGCGUCAGUGUUUUGGACAUUUAAUAAUGAAACCUUGAAAAUAAGCCUACCCAAAUAUCUUCUGCACAGUACUUUAGUAAUAUUCAAUGUGGCCGAGGGGGAUGCAGGCACUUAUCAGUGCUGGUCACAAGAGGUCAUAAUGGACAAAGUGUUUUCUCAGGUGGUUAUGACACAUCAUUUGGCAAUUGAAAGGACCCCACUCCCCCUGACCAGCACAACGCAAUCUACAACACGAAGGGAAGAAACCAUAAAGACCACUCACUUUUAUACAAUCGCAAAGGAGAAGACCACCAAGAUGUCAACCAAGGUGUCAACAACUCAAGCAAUGACACCAUUCAUUGGUGUAACCCACUUUAAUAACAAAAUAACACCUACAGAAUCUCUGAUAGAGGUAUUCAGCUCCAUGUCUGAUGUUGGGGUUGGGAAAGCUUUGUACUUGACCAACAACAAUGAUUGCUCUCUCCUUAUCAUCUUGGUCAUCGUGUUCUUUUUUCUUUUCCUUUUGUUGUUGACGUACAAUUGCUACAAGGGAUUUCUACCAACCACCUGUCUAAAGUAUCGUGACGCUAUGGUGCAUAGCAAGAAGAAGACACCUCUCAACAUGAAAGAUUGUGAACAAGGUGUUAAAGAAACCUUAGUAGAGAAAGUGUGCACUGAGAACCAAUGUGGAGGAACUCAGAAAGCACCUCAGGAUACCGGUUAUGAGACGGAACCGGACUGUAGCAAUGGGAACAUUACUCAUAAAGAAGAUGAGAUGACUUCGGAAACUGAAAAGGACCAACCAUUCGAUGUUAAGUGUGAAAUAAAAUAUGCUGAUUCCGAUGGUGACUGAAAAUCAAACUUCUUGGGAAUUAAGCAUUCUGAGCCAUAAGCAAUGGGGCUUUUUUGCAGUCCACUGCCCAGCUUCACUCCAUUUCAGAAAAGAUGUGUGGCUAUUGGGAUUGUCCACCUUAUCAAGGCCCUGGAUUAUACUGGUUUAUCUUUUACAUUCCUUCUCGUUCAGUUUUUUUUUUUUUUUUUUUUUCCCCCCCUUCAUCACAGAAGACUAACAUGUAUUAAGUCAUUGCACGAUACCGAAUUAUGAAGUGAAUUCCAAAUUGGAAGUUUAAUUGUUUAUCAGAUUGGUAAAGAUCUGCUCAACUGGGACCACAUAGGUCUCAUCUAUUCUUUUUAGUACUUGAAGGUGUAAAUUUAAGAACAUGCUGUACAUAAGUUCUGUGUUUUAAUUUGCUUAAAGUUUUGUGAAAUAGAUUUAAAGUUGCUUUGCUUUCUCAGGGAGAAAAAAAAGCUAUUUUUGUUGUCCUUCAUUUUACAAAAUGGCAAAGAAAUUUGACUUGUUAUGCGCCACAGUAUUGACUGGAGUCAGAGCAUGAGCAUUAAAUCUAAAAAUGGGAAAGAUGCAAAUAAUCCCUGCUCACUCCGCAAUGAUGCCAUGGGGGCAGGAUUUCAAAAGUCAGAAGUGACUACUUUUAUAAGCCACUGCUUACUUGGAAAAUGAGGGAAACGUGAACUUUCAGCAAAGACUUCUUUUUUUAAUUAAUAUAUUUUGCCUGUCGGAACACUGGAGUGGACUGCAGAGUCUUAUAAACUUGUAUUGAAAUAAAAAGACUGGAAUCUGAAGGCACCGUAGCGGUAAUAUUGUGUAGGGCCUACUUUCCUGAUACUAUAGGGGAGAAUAUACUGUGAUUCUUGCUGUUUAUACUUCUGAAAACGAUUGUCUAUUUUUCUAUACCUGCUCUGUAUAAAUGUAAAUUCACAAAGCCCUAAAAAUUAAAGUAUUAUUUUAUUGUUGGAA